Molecule: messenger RNA, 2336 nt
Organism: Acanthaster planci (crown-of-thorns starfish)
Lineage: Eukaryota; Metazoa; Echinodermata; Asteroidea; Valvatida; Acanthasteridae
Source: RefSeq, a predicted model, not a curated record
CAUGGUGUUGGGACGGUUACUGCCUUCAUUUUUACCAAUCAAAACGUACAGUCUGAUAGUGAGUCCAAUGAAACUUUCCUCUGCGAAUUCCAGAUCCCCCAGACGGGAUGCAACCCACUCCAACUGACGAAAACUCACAGUCAGCCGGUGACACCGUGUCCACGACCACUUUCAUCGCCGUGGUGGUUCCCAUCAGUGUCGUUACCUCUCUACUUUGCGUCAUACUCUUGGUGUUCUGGAGAAGGACCUUACUUCAGAGUGGACAGUUGCCCAAUAAUCGACAUGACAGUAGGGAGGUCAUGAUUGUGAACAACACCUUCUCCCCAGAUCAUCUCACUUCAACCCCUACCCCACCGGACGUCCCCCGGCGACCGGCCAAAGAAAGCUACUUCUCCUCGGUCGAGUCAUCAGCGUAUUACGUCGCCCCAGCGCCUACCGGCAAGGCGCAAGCCACCGGCAACAAGGCAUCCUCGAUCUACGAAUACAUCGAGCCCAAACACACGGAUUAUUACCUGGAACUGGUGGCGUGAAAAAGAGGUAGUUCACAGGUUCUCGCUCUAAAGCCAGGGAGCUUAUGGGCUUCAAAACCCCUAAAAUAUGACAGUUUUUUUAUAAUUCAUUUAGGUCUUUAGAGAGAGUGGAUACAGCUUUAUAAACACUCAUUAUAAGCCGUAGCACAUAAUUAUGGGCCGUCUAGCUCAUCUGGAGAACUGCACAGACCGUCUUGGCACUAGACUUUGUCGGCGAUGAGGGAGUAAAUCUGCAUCCAGUUUACACGAGCAUACAUGACUGUGUUUGGAUUUCAUGACUUUUUGUACCUUUAACUCCGCUCUGCAUUAAACCUCUCGACGAAGUGUAGCUUGUGGAAACGCUUAAUGCUGUUAGCUUCUAUACGCAAGUGACGGGAGUAAAUUCGGCUUUGACUGGGUAUGCUCUGUUACCGUAUCCAAGAUAUUUUACUGUGACCGCGCCCUCUAUUCACCUGUCUUCAGCACUGAUCUCUAUACACUGGAUAGGCAGCUCAGCAGUAACUGUCCAUGUGUGAAUUGAAGUUACUGCACGGCCAUCUUAGGAUAUUUAAUACAAUGCCCUCCAACUUCAGUCCAAUCAUUAAGUGCAUUCUUGCACGGCGCUAAAGCCUGUGACUUGGAAAAUACUAUUGUAUUGAAGAGCCUAAGAUGGACGCGCAGUCGCUUCAAUUCGCAGAGCAGAGCAGCUAUCUAGUGUAUAGAGAUCAGUUGUAUGGUCUGUAGCAACUGUGCCGUUGAAGAAUAAUGAUACCCACACGUGGUAUUUUUCUGGACACCUGGAGGCACUCUUUUGCCCCCGGGAAUGUGGGACUCGGGGUGGCACACGUGGGCUCUUAGCUGUCAAUUUAAUUCGGGUUAGCAAACAACAUGCGUCACACUACGUCGUCUUAAAGUAUUAGAUUUGGCUCUCUUAGGUGUGAAAUUGUCCAGGUAAACAUUUUGGCUCUUCUGUCAUCACAGGGAUAAUGAAUUCAUGUAUCAACGGCUGCCUGUAGUUCAUUGAAAGGUUACACCAAAACGUAUAAAUUUUUGGCUCCCCAUCAAGUUUGGUCCCAGAUCUACCCUUAUCAGCUCGACAUCAUUUUAUUGAUAUGGAUUUUUAAGAAGGAGGCUUUCGUAAGAUAUGGGGACCAUUUCAAGACAGUGAUGCAUGGAUUUUUUUAUUGGUCUUUCUGUCGAUAUCUCGAGAACUAAAAGACGUAUUCUUGUGUAUAUUUCAAAGUGGAGUACAUUUCCAUGUGAGCUUUCUGUCAGUGAUUUCUGGAUUGAAAUUGUCACCCCGUGUCUUGUCUUUAAAAAUGAAGAACGCAACGGAGUAACUUUUGCAACGCUUACGGAUACAUGACUCUAUUUAUAUAUGCAUAUGACACUAUUUGCCCCUUCAUGUGUCUUGUAGUUCAGUUUUUUUACUCCAAUGUAGUUUGAGUUUUUGUGUUAAUUUAAGAAAACAAUCCAACCGUAAACAGGUUAAAUACUUCGAUGGACACGAUUCAAAAUAGGAGUGCCAAUUUAUUGACAUAACUUGCUAUUUAUAUAUAUUUAUUGCAUAACAUGUGCCUUUCAAAGAAAACCAAACGUAUACUUCAUGCACAGUCUGUUUAUAUUAUUCCGAUUUUACACAUUAGUAUUUAUAUUAAAUAACAGUUUUAUACUAAUUACAAACAAACCUUGAUAUCAAAUAAUACGAUAGUUUAAAGAGUGUAAACUUUGGCUAUUUUUUUUUCUGUACAAGGUAGUUAAGUACCCGGAUAAAGGAACACUAGGAAGUUAUUACUUUGUGUACAAAAUAAAUCCAAGCUUUGUUUA